Messenger RNA from Portunus trituberculatus (swimming crab), 3428 nucleotides. Its product is annotated as la-related protein Larp4B-like. The transcript is spliced from 5 exons. The record is from RefSeq and is a predicted model, not a curated record. Lineage: Eukaryota; Metazoa; Arthropoda; Malacostraca; Decapoda; Portunidae. Gene Ontology annotation, molecular function: signaling receptor binding. Gene Ontology annotation, biological process: regulation of neurotransmitter secretion. The coding region runs from base 818 to 3124 and encodes 768 amino acids. Gene Ontology annotation, cellular component: cell-cell junction; plasma membrane.
UGCUCAGUACGUGCCAGGCGGCCUCCACCACCUGCCUCCCCGCCGCUCCUCGUGCCCCGCGUUGCCCUCCAGGGGCCUCCCACCGUACCGCCGCGUCGGAGGGCGUGAAGCAGGUCCGGACCCCGCCUUGGAUGCUGGUGCCGGGAGCCAUGGAUAAAUACCUCGGUCGGGAGGGACGGUGAUGGGCGAUUCUUGUUUAGUGGGAAAGUGAUAUUUGUGUGUUUGAUAAAUCAACCUGAAAUGUUCGUGUGUUUAUACUCUGUGUGUGUUUAGAAAUUGUUGUCGAGAUUUGCGUGAAUUCGUGUGUCGUAUAUUAGUGUUCAACUUUAAUUGGUUCCGGCGGGAACACCUCACCGACGAGUUACUCAGUUUGCUGUUUGCCCCAUGAGCGGGGCGGGAGUGAGGGGCGAGCGUGAGGACAGAGGGCGGGCCUGGGGGGCUGAGGGCAGUAGGAGCAUCACCAGGUGAGCGAGGCACCUGCCCCGGGAGGCUGAGGCACCUGGCGGCGGCGGAGAGAGCCCUCGUGCCAGCUGCCCUCCGCCAUGGAUCAAUAGCCGCGCUGCCCACCGAGCGAGGCGCCCCGGAGACCCGCACCUGUGUGCUCCCCGCCGCCGCCCCCGCGCUGCCGCGGCCUCGUUCCCAGGUGUGGGCGUACGGGCGUGCUGCCAUGACCACCCCACACCCUCGCAGGGUGGAGUAGAACCUUGGGCCUUCAUCUCCUAGAGGGACCCUUGGUAUCCUGAGUCGCAGGCAACGUUCGGUGCAACCACCUGCAGCAGCAGAGUCCGGCCAGGCCAGGAGACACCCGGCCGUGGGGAUGAGACGCAGCAACCAAAAUCCGAUGGACCUGCCCCGGGAGUAUCACGGCGGCCACUCCGACCAUUACCGAGACCACCCGCCGCCCUACCGCCAGCACGUCCCCCUCGAGCACUUCCGGCCCGCCACCAGCAUGGACCUGUACAGAUCUAGCGGCUCACACGGUGAUACUUACCGUGGCUCUGGGGCCUCAGGGAGCCAAGGUGACCACUUCCGUUCCAGCUCCAGCGGGGGCUCGGGUCUUCCCUCCUACCACGUGUGCACAUCAUCGGCCGACUCCUUCCGACCCGCCAGCACCGGCCACACCUUCCACCACAGCCCUAGUUGCCCCCACACCUCCCUGGCAGGGCACGGCCCGCCCCAGCACGACCCCUUCCACUCAUUUUCCAGCGACAUGUGUCGGAGCCUUGGCAAUGGUCCUGACGGCUACUCUGAAGGCACGCUCCAACCUCGGGGACACGACCAUCACCACCAUGAUCACCACCACCACGAUCCCUACCACCGCCACCCAUCGCCUCAAGACAUGGCUGGGUCACGCGGACACCUCGCUGGGUCUCAAGCGCCGGACAUGUAUCGAGACUUGCCACCUCUCAUGCCCCACGCUCCGCACCACCACCAUCACCACCACCACCACCCACAGCAGCAGCAUUCACACCACCUGGUACGCCAUAGCUCUACCAUUGACCGUCAUACCCUUGAGCGUCACCGUGCCGCACUGGAAUCCCGCGGGGCCCUCGAGCCUCACCAGGAGGUGGCCAGUCCAAGAGACCCACCGGAUCAGCCGUCCUCCUCUCUCCUGGGGACGCGCCACCUCAGAAGCGCGCCCGACAUGCUGCGGCACCACCGCUCCGUACCCGACAUGUACGCUUCGCUGCAGGAGGAAGAGCAGGAAGAACAGCAGCAGCAGCAACAGCAGCACACAUAUGGUGAGGGCUGCCGUCUUCGCCGCCAGCAGUCCGUCAGCAAAGAGGGCACUAGCACCUCAGGUAGCGCUGCGUCAGAGCCCACGGCUCGUCCUCGUUCUCGGCCCUUCGGCCUCCAGCGGCAGCACUCUCUCGGCCAAGAGUUAUCCAGGCCGUUCUCUAACACGCUGGAUCUGAGGCCGCCGAGGGAGCUGAGGACUCUGCAGCAGGACAUCACGAGGUCCCAGAGCAAUGCCCUCGACCUGGCACGGGCAGGGAGUUUAGGCGGCCUCUCCCCAUCAAUGGCUGAUAUUCGACGCUCAAGGAGCAGUGCCCAAGAGAUGUGUCGUGGGGCGCGAGCAGGGAGUGAGGGCAGGGAAAUCCGUCACGCCCACUCCACCCAUGACCUGCCCGUGUCCCACUCCCCACGCUCCAGGUCCCCUCGCUCCCACCAAACGCUGCCCGACGUUUACCCAGAGCCCCCCAGAGCCUCCUCCGGCGGUUCAAGCGGCCCCUCUCCCCCCAUCCCUAGCGGGCCUCCGUCUGAUCCCCCGCGGCCAGGAAGUGGAGGCCAAGGAAGCGAUUUUCCAAGGCAGCACUCAGCCUAUUGCGAAGUGGCCAGGGCACAGCAACAACAGCAACAGCAGCACCAUUAUUAUCACCACAGUGGCCCUCAGCAAUCCAGCAGGGUGAGUCAGGUUGCAGGGAACAACCACCACCACCACCACCAUCCCUACCACCACCACCACUUCCAUCACCACCACCAUAACACCAACCAGCCAGACAACGGUCGCCAGACACUUCGCAACGGUCGACACAAAGCGCUGCUUCAGGCACACGAUGUGGUGGCGCACGAGGUGUACGGAGACGAGGCCAUCCGUGUGACGCCGCCGCCCCUCUUGCCGUACCUCAACGGCGGGGACGAGGUGGACCCGGCCAACGGGGACGUGGACAUGGAGAACAUCACGAGGGUCAGGCUGGUCCAGUUCCAGAAGAACUCGGACGAACCGAUGGGUAUCACGCUCAAGAUGAACGAGGAGGGACGGUGCAUCGUGGCUCGCAUCAUGCACGGUGGGAUGAUUCAUCGGCAGGCGACGCUCCACGUGGGCGACGAAAUUCGGGAGAUCAACGGUGUUCCUGUGGCCAAUCAAAGCGUGGACAUACUGCAGAAGAUGUUGCAGAGGGAGGCCCGUGGGUCCGUCACCUUCAAGAUUGUCCCGUCGUACCGCAGCGCACCACCGCCCUGUGAGUUUUACAGGACGAAGAAGCAACAAGUUCUCGUAAGUAUGUUGUGUAGAGUAGAACCGCAGCCCCUGCGUCUCCAAGGAUGUACGGAUGCACAGCAGGGGUAUGGCGGGUCAGGCAAAUUACACCUCAUUGAAAGACCCUCACAUUCCCAGUCUUGAAGAGUUAGACACAGAUUCCAACACUCGUAUGGAACACAAGUGACAGACAUCCUGCAGGUGCACUAGCCCCAUGCCGGCCCUAGGGGUGUGGUGACGAUUCCUUGGAGGCGGGGAGGCGGCGGGCCCAGCAUGGCUGUGUCUCCCUGUUGCCUCACGCUGUGUGUCUCGCUUGCUUCCUGUUAUUCGUGUCGCUGAGUCCUCUCUUACCACUUCAGCAAUGCAACAAUUAAUAAUGAAUCAUUGUAAACCCUAUGUAACAAUAUAAUCUUCUGAUUAUUUGGCGGAAUCUUUUCAUUAUCAGAUU